Messenger RNA from Leishmania mexicana MHOM/GT/2001/U1103, 1224 nucleotides. RefSeq names its product putative actin-like protein. Lineage: Eukaryota; Euglenozoa; Kinetoplastea; Trypanosomatida; Trypanosomatidae. The transcript has a single exon. The record is from RefSeq and is a predicted model, not a curated record. Bases 1 to 1224 code for a protein of 407 amino acids.
AUGACCGGUAUCUCCGCUAGCAUACAGAGCGUGGUGGUGGACGUUGGCACUCGCAACACUCGUGUAGGCUUCAGCGGUGAGGAGGCACCCCGUACAAUGCUCCGCAGCUGCGUAGGGCUUCCUGGCACGAGGCGGCCGCGCCCAACGCUCCUCCAGCACCCAUUCGACAUUGCAAUUGGCGAUGCAGCCUACAACGACAGCGGCCUUCUGUCGCUCACGUACCCCGUGAGAGAGGGCCACGUGUAUGACUACAACGCACUCGAGAAGCUUCUGUUCUAUGCACUCGUGAAGGAGGCCCGCGUCACGCCAGACACAUCACCGUUUCUCUUUCUUGAGCCCGCUGAUCAGUCGCGACUCGACCGAGAGCGCCUCUGCGAGCUGCUGUUCGAGUCUUUUAACAUUCCUCUCGCAGGGCUGCUGACGAACACGGCGGCUACACUCUACUCGAGUGGGCGCACGAGAGGGUUGGCGAUUGACAGUGGCGCCGGCCGCACCUGCGUUGCAGCAGUAGAUGAGGGGUACACCUUAGCACACUCGGUGCGGUCGUCCUCUAUUGCGGGCGAGGCGCUGACCGAUGAGCUCUUUGCUGCGCUGCGAGCAGCUGGGUACCCGCUCUCCACCCCCGCCGACCGCGAUGUUGUGGAAGCCGCGAAGGAAGCGCUGUGCCGCGUGUCCGCCGAUGCGAAGGACGAGGAGGUCAGGCAGGUCGGCACGCAUUCCCAUCCCGACCCCGCCGACGGGUUCAUCCUCCCCGAUCAGGAGCGCAUUUUUCUACUCGAGCACGCCUACAAGGUUCCUGAGGCGCUGUUCGACAACACGUACCUCACCUACACCACCGCCAUGUCGGCAGGGCGACCCACCACCCCUACGGGGUACUCGCAGAGCAACCCCAUUGUGACAAAGGCGUUACGUGGUUGGGUAGAUAUGCUACGUGAUGCCGCCGCCGCCGCCCCGCGGUUCCUUGAGCAGACACUUUAUGAGAACGUCGUGCUUGGCGGCGGCAGUACGCUUUUCCCUGGCACUGAGCAGCGCGUGCAGCGAGAGAUUGCCGAUAUCGCUCCUAAAGGGGUACGGGCCACCUGCGUGGCGUUCCCAGAGCGUGGGACGGCGGCGUGGAUGGGGGCGUCCAUCUGGGGUUGCAGCAGCGUCUUCCCUGACACGUGCCUUUCCAAGGCCACGUACGACGACCAGGGCAGCAGUGUCGUGCAUCUUUACACACAGUAG